Exophiala oligosperma is the source of this 1116-nucleotide messenger RNA. RefSeq lists its product as uncharacterized. The record is from RefSeq and is a predicted model, not a curated record. Bases 1 to 1116 code for a protein of 371 amino acids. Lineage: Eukaryota; Fungi; Ascomycota; Eurotiomycetes; Chaetothyriales; Herpotrichiellaceae. Gene Ontology annotation, cellular component: mitochondrion. The transcript has a single exon. Gene Ontology annotation, molecular function: Y-form DNA binding; crossed form four-way junction DNA binding; flap-structured DNA binding.
AUGACGGCCACAAAACCCUGGCUAGAAGCUCUGACUUUGGACAAGCUACAUCGGGUGGCGGUCACCGUUGGCUCCCCAUGUUCAGGGACGAAAGCGGUACGAUUGCAGGGCAUCGGGAAUGCAAUCACGGACAACAACAAGAAGGAGAAGCGAUACAAUGAAGAAGGUCGACGACUUAUUAGCCUCUUGAGCAUUGACAUGGGGAUUAGGAACCUCGCGUACGCUCAUUUCACCGCGAAAAGGGUGGCCCCAUCAGAGACGACCACCACGGCUCCAUACACGACGCCAACUUUGCAAGCGUGGAGUCGAUUGUCUGUGUCUGAUAAACGACCAGCCGAAGAAGAAUGCGUAGGUGGCGGGUCUCUUCAGUCCGACGGUGGACGCAGAGGGAACGCACAAGCGAGGGCACCCCGGGAUGAUGAGGAGGAGGAGGAGGGUCGCAGCACAACGGACCAGAAGGAGUCUUUUGAACCGGACGAAUACGCGAGACACGCCUACAGUUUGAUCAAGCACAUGCUACAGACGUACAAGCCGGAUGUGAUAUUGAUUGAAAGGCAACGGUUCCGAUCUGGCGGUCGAGCUGCAGUACCCGAGUGGACUAUCCGGGUGGGUGUGUUUGAGGGUAUGCUCUAUGCAGUUCUGAGGACCUUGAUCGAGAGUCAAAAACUCAAGAUGGACGUUGAACCAAUGUUACCUACUCGUGUCAAUCGAUAUUGGCUCGAGGGAGGACAAGGAGGACCUGAUAGUAGGGCUAUACAGUCUGUGACGAAGAAGAAGAAAAGACCGACAGGGCGAGAAGUCAAGAGUGCCAAAAUUGACUUGGUAGGCAGGAUUUUGGAGAAUCUUGAUCAAUCAUCACCAUCGACCUCACAAGUGGUGAAUGUGGGUACAAAUUUAAGACCUUUUGCCGAACAAUUUGUGUCUGUAUGGAAAAAGACGGAGGUAGCACGAGCGAAGAAGGGACAGACGUCCAAAGAGAAGAUCUCGAAACUGGAUGAUCUGGCGGACUCUUUUCUUCAGGGUCUGGCUUGGAUUCAUUGGCAGAACAACAGACAAUGUCUGGACUCUUUGGGAGCAGAUGCUGUAGAGUACAUGAAGUCAGGGUGGCCUCUAUGA